This is a messenger RNA of Aethalodelphis obliquidens (Pacific white-sided dolphin), 975 nucleotides long. RefSeq names its product telomerase RNA component interacting RNase (gene TRIR). Gene Ontology annotation, molecular function: 3'-5' exonuclease activity; 5'-3' exonuclease activity. The record is from RefSeq and is a predicted model, not a curated record. NCBI's taxonomy places the organism in Eukaryota, Metazoa, Chordata, Mammalia, Artiodactyla, Delphinidae. The coding region runs from base 109 to 645 and encodes 178 amino acids. The transcript is spliced from 3 exons.
CCAGACCGGUCUUCCCGGCAUGCAUUGCCCGGGACGAGGCAAGUCUGGCGCCAAGCGCGGGCCCGGAGCGGCCUUCCCGGAAUCCUUUGCGAGGUACCUGGCGACAAAAUGGCUGCCCGAGGGAGACGGGCGGAACCUCCGGGCCGGGAGGCGCCGGGCCCCGCGGGCGGCGGCGGCGGCGGGAGCCGAUGGGCUGAGUCCGGGCCCGGGACGUCGCCCGAGAGCGGGGAUGAUGAAGUGUCGGGCGCGGGUUCGAGCCCGGUGUCGGGCGGCGUGAACUUGUUCGCCAACGACGGCAGCUUCCUGGAGCUGUUCAAGCGGAAGAUGGAGGAGGAGCAGCGGCAGCGGCAGGAAGAGCCGCCCCCGGGCCCGCAGCGACCCGACCAGCCGGCCACCGCCGCCGCCGCGGGUCCCGGGGAUCCGAAGAGGAAGGGCGGCCCGGGCCCCACGCUCAGCUUCGUGGGCAAGCGCAGAGGCGGGAACAAACUAGCCCUCAAGACGGGAAUAGUAGCCAAGAAGCAGAAGACGGAGGAUGAGGUAUUAACAAGUAAAGGUGAUGCAUGGGCCAAGUACAUGGCAGAGGUGAAAAAGUACAAAGCCCACCAGUGCGGCGAUGAUGAUAAAACUCGGCCCCUGGUGAAAUGACCCCCCUCCCUGCCUGCCCACGGCCUGGGACUCUGCGAUGUACAUAACUAUUUAAUGCAGCGGCAGCGCGGCAGCCUUUUUCCCCCAAGGACUUAUAUACAGAAGGAAACCGAGAUGCUUCCUGCAGCUGCCGCAGCUGCGGACGAUUCUCCAGGACUCUUUUUUACCUUGAGCACUUGUCUCCUGAGACUUCAUAGAACAGUGGUUUACUGUCCCCUGUCUUCCCAGCUCCUCCCUCUCUCUGGCUCUUUCUGUCUUCCUCUUCUCAUCCUCUCCUCCCUCCCUUUAGCCAUCACUUCUGGGAAGUAAAGAACUUGACCUAGUGCUGGA